GUUUUAACGACUCGCGAACGAAUGCUAAAACUAUUUUGAAGGUAUUUUCUGUUUUUAUGAUAAUCUUUUAAGUUUUUUGAUUCAAUAAAGUUUUACCAAAUUACUUUUAUUAAUCAAAAAACAAUUUUAUACAAACGUUUUUAAAUAUUGUAAAUUUUCAUGUUGAAAUCACACCAAAACAUAACAUUCAUACAAAAAGCAAAUUGAUUAUUGAACGAACAAAUCCAAACUCUAUUGUUUCAUUUAUGAGCUAAUGUUUGACAAAAAUUUUACUCCCAGAAAAUUGUAAAAAAUUUAGCUAUUUAAAAAGAACAUUUGCCUCUAAAUUUUUUGGAACAUUUGCUUCUGUAUCAGCUCUAACUUUAACGAUACCUCUUUUCACGUACGUCUACAAUAAUUCCUACUAUGUCAGCAACAGCCACUACUGCUGUCACCACAGCUUCUACGUCUGCUGCAGCAACCAGUGCUGCUACAUCUACUACAACACUUACAGUUUCAACAACUGCUACAACUACAACGGCUGCUGCGUCUGUCACAGUCGUUACGUCUACUACAACUGCCACAGCUAAUUUUUUAACCGUCGGUACUUUUGCGUCAGCUGCUACUGGGAAUCGAAGUAGUGGUUCGGCAGAUGAAGACAUCGAAAACAUGGCCGAUUAUCUCGAUUCAAACUUUGAUUCUUCUUUUGAACGUUCUCGAAGAAGUGAUGAUUCAACGGUCCAGCUGAACCCCGGAAAUGUAUUUAGAGUCGGCAAAAGUGUGUAUAAAUAUAUAGGACCCCAAUAUAGAGGACCGGUUAUCUUAGGACAACAAGAUGAAGCAACGAACUACCGUAGUAUGGUACUUGGAAGAUACCACAGUGAUAGAAACCCAUAUGGAACAGCCGACAGCUGCAGACCGUCAGAUAGAGCAGCCGAAAGUUCAAGACCUCAAUACAAAGGAGCGAUUCACCCCGGACCACCAGCCGAAACAAUGUUCCGCAGUGGUACGGACGCAUAUGGGGCAGCCGAAAGUAGCAGGCCUCCAUAUAGAGAAGAGGUUUACUGCAGACCGCAAGAUGAAGUCGCGGGCUACUCUAGAAGGCCACUUGGAGUGGCCCACAGUGAUACAACGCAGUAUGGAGCAAUCGCCAGUUGCUCUCGAUGGUUUCGUAGAAUAACAAAUAGAAGUCCAGCUCCCGAAUCUCACUUUCCAAAACCGCCAGUGAUGACAAAACAAGUAGCUCGUUUAGCAGCAGAAGCUCGCAAGCUACAAAAAAAACGCGCUGCCAUUGCUGCCAGAAAUGCCCCAGUAAUUCCUGAGCCUGAUAGCAAUAUAAUUUGUGAACCACGCAGAGGCCUGGCUAGUGCGGGUAGAUUUGAUGACCCCGAUCCAAUUAUUAGAGUGUCAAAUGUACCGACCCGUUGGACUCUGGUGAAAAGACAUUUGAGAAGGAACAAACUGAUUUAUAUGGGACUCAUCAUUACGCUUUUAGGAAUUAGUUUAUUGAUGUUGUUUGCUUACAUAGCAUAUAAGUACCAUGGUAGCAGGAUGACAACAACAACAGCAGCAACAACAACAACUAUGAUAACAACAGCAGCACAACAACAGCAACAACUAAUGUAUCAUAUUUUGGAAAAUUUUCCGACAAUGUCUAGUUUCUGAAUGAAUAAUAUGUGUGGGUCAUACAUAUCCAAUUAUUUUUACCAUGUAAUUAAUUUUGAGUGCAAUUUGUAAAUAUAGUGAAACGAUUUAUUUGAAAAUAGAUUUAAAUUUUUAUUUAUUGAAAUGUAAAUUAAUUUGAUUUAUUCCACAAUCCAUUUCUCCAGUGUGUUUUAUUUUUGUAUAUAUAAAUAUACAAACAUUAAUAUAUAUGUUAAUGAAUUUUAUUGACCGAAUUUUAAAUUUUUACUAUUUAAUGAUUGAAAAAUAUUUUAAAUUUAUUAAAAUGUAAAUUUAAGAUAUUUAUAUAUGCCAUUUAUUUGGUCUAAACCAGUACUGAUAUGAAAUUUUUCAUAAAUGUUCCAUUAUAUCAUAAAUAGUUUUAUAAUAAAAGGUUCUCUUAGCUUAAUUUAAUUAGAUGAAUAGUUAAAAAUUAAUGAAUUUAUAUGAAAAAUUGUACAUUCGAUACUUGGAAAUUGAAAUAAUUUUCUAAUGAGAGUAACUGUGUGUACGUGAGUUUAUAUUAUAGUGUAUAUUUCUAAAUGUAUGAUGAAGCUUGAAUGCUCUAUUCUAAUGUUUAUCUAGAAUAAUGUGAUGAAUUUUAUCUUAAAAAAUUUAAAGUAUGUACCAAACAUUUGAUGCGAAUUAAUAAAUGUAUGACAAUAUAUAUGU
Helobdella robusta is the source of this 2313-nucleotide messenger RNA. RefSeq lists its product as hypothetical. Lineage: Eukaryota; Metazoa; Annelida; Clitellata; Rhynchobdellida; Glossiphoniidae. The coding region runs from base 406 to 1644 and encodes 412 amino acids. The record is from RefSeq and is a predicted model, not a curated record. The transcript is spliced from 3 exons.